Molecule: messenger RNA, 1335 nt
Organism: Penicillium pulvis
Lineage: Eukaryota; Fungi; Ascomycota; Eurotiomycetes; Eurotiales; Aspergillaceae
Product: Tm-1-like ATP-binding domain-containing protein
Exons: 1
Coding region: 1-1335 (444 amino acids)
Source: RefSeq, a predicted model, not a curated record
AUGCCGUCCACCAAGCCAACAAUUCUCCUCCUUGGCACAUGUGAUACCAAGCUCCCCGAGCUCCUCUACACAAAAUCGCAACUCGAAUCUCAAAAAAGUCAUGUCCUAUUAAUGGACAUCGGUCAUACACCAACUUCUCACCCAGAAAUAGAUAUUACGCAACAUGAUGUCCUCAACCCAGAGCUCGCUCGAAAGUCAUCACUGGAUUCACCCCGCAAUACGGAUCCACCCGAGGACCUCGAUAUGAGCGCCCUCCCUCGAGAAGCAUACAUCAAAACUCUCACUCCACUUGCUGUCCGCAUGGUCACGACACUAACACCGUCCCUACAUGGAAUACUGGGAAUAGGCGGCUCGUGCGGCACAGCGCUCGCAACAGCAGUAAUGCGCGACGCAGUCCCAGUGGGGUUCCCAAAGUUAAUGGUAUCCACAAUGGCAUCCGGCGAUGUGGGGCCAUACAUCGGGGAAACUGAUAUCAGUAUGAUGUACUCGGUUGUCGAUAUUGCGGGACGCAAUCGAGUACUGGACAGGGUAUUGGGGAAUGCGGCUGCGGCUAUUGUGGGGAUGGGGUGGGGAUACCUUAAUCGACGAAAGACGACGGAUGGAGGGAAAGUACGUAUUGGCAUAACUAUGUUUGGGGUUACCACACCGGCUGCCACGAUGGCGAAGGAACAUUUGGAACUUUUGUUCCCAGGGACUUGUGAAAUUUAUAUCUUUCAUGCAACGGGGUCUGGUGGACGGGCGAUGGAGAGACUUAUUUCUGAGGGCCAGCUGGAUGCUGUGCUUGAUUUGACGACUACUGAGAUCGCAGAUGAAGUUGUUGGUGGGGUUUUGAGUGCUGGGCCUGGGAGGAUACGUGCCGCGACCGCGCGGAAUAUACCGCGCGUUGUCAGUCUUGGGGCGUGUGACAUGGUCAACUUUGGCACAUUUGAAAGUGUUCCACCUUGUUUUCAGGAAGGGGGGUCGGGAGCUGGACGAGUGUUGCACCGGCAUAAUCCUACCGUCACGCUCAUGAGGACUACAAAGGAGGAGUGUGAGAAGAUAUCGAAAUUGAUUGCGAAGAAUUUGAUGGGUGAUGAAGGAGCCCGUCAUGGCUCUGCUUCUAGGACAAAGGUUGUUUUCCCAGUUGGUGGACUCAGUAUGCUUGAUCUUCCUGAUCAACCAUUUUGGGAUCCUAAGGCAGAUGAAGUGCUUUUCUCGACAUUGGAGAAUGAACUUAAGGGGAGUGGGAUUGAGGUGAUUCGAGAUAAGCGUGAUGUCAAUGACCCGGGAUUCGCAACUACAUUGGCUGAAAUACUGCACGGCUUGAUCGAAGAAAGCAGUAUGCUGGGAGUCUAA